This is a messenger RNA of Schistosoma turkestanicum, 3748 nucleotides long. NCBI's taxonomy places the organism in Eukaryota, Metazoa, Platyhelminthes, Trematoda, Strigeidida, Schistosomatidae. The record is from the annotation of a GenBank genome assembly.
CUUUUUGUAGAGGUGAAAAAAAGAACAACUGAUGAUUAUGGAGAAAUGAGGAAGGUUUUUAUAAAAGUGAUACAAAUCCCGUAGCACGCCUGGAUCUAUUGACAACUAAUAGUUUUUACUGAACUGCCUGCAUUUACUCCAAGCGAUUAGCUUGAGCGACGGCGGUUUUCAACAGUAUCUCUUAAUUUUUAUAAAUUUAAAUCAAACACAUCACUUUAUAUUUGUCGAAAUUCUAAUAAAACUUUAAACCAUGAUGUUAUCAAAAUGCCGAAUGUUCUUAGCUUACAACACUAGCUAUUUCAAACUAAGUGUGAUAUUUCAUUUCCUAAUAUUUUCAUUCAUUACUUUUUCGUGCUUUGAUCCGAUUUUGUGUUUAAAUAUAUACAAUACAGUCACGGAUGAUUGUAGUGAAAUGCCUGAAUAUUCGUCUGUCAUUCGACGUCCAGGUGAUGGUGGCUUUGAAAUUCGUAUCCAGCUUUUGCCACCAGAUGUAAAACGUCGACGUGGUAGUGGUAAUAAUGGUAAUGUAAUUCAACAUUUAUCCGAUUUGAGUUCACCAAGUUACAAACCAGCAGUUCAUUACUUAAAUGGUAGGGAAUAUCUCAUUACAGUUGGACCCAAAUUACACUCAAACACAGCUAAAACUGGAUUACGACUAGAAUCUGUAUACUUGACUGUUGUACCAAUGGGCUCACCAGAAAGUGAAGAAUUUCAUCAAAGUAAAGGACGAUUUAUGCCAACAAUUUGUUCAAAUCAUGCUAUUGGAGCUAUUCGUUUCGCUUAUAAUUUUCCUGACCAUGUUAGCUUUGUAUGGACAAGUCCAGCUAGUUCAGAAUCAACAACAUUAAAAUAUACACCUAAAGCACAAAAUUUUAAUGCAUGUCUCGAGAUAAGAGCUACAAUCAUACCAUGGCAUUGGCAUCGAUUUUAUUUCAAAAAUUCUGGAUCACUUCGUCAUGUAUUAUGCCCAGCGGAAGAUUUACGUCAAAUAGACGAAUGGUCGGAAUAUUUACAUUCAAAUACAAAAUUAUUUAGAAAAGUGAAAAGUGAUGGUGUUAAAGCACGAUCUAUCACAAAUAUUGGAAAAUUUGAUCAAGACGAUAGUAAAAAUCAUCGUUACAGUGAUAGUGGUUACUAUGGAACUGAAGAACUUGAUUCAUGUUCUGUUCAAGAACUCCCGAAACCAGUUCGUACUUGUUGUGCAUGUAACACAGCUAUUUAUCGUUUAAUUAUCCAAUCUGAAUGGCAGCAACAACAACAUUGGAGAGACUGGCCUAUCACACUAACCGGUGCUGGUGGUUUAACAACAGAAAAUCCACACUGGAGUGAAAUUCUCGGUGCUUCACACAGUCCACAAUAUGACAUAUUUCAUGCAGGUGGCUAUGCAUCGCCAGCUGUAGAUGCAUUGUGCACUACAAGUGAUGUAUCUAAAUUAGAAAGCGAAUUUCGUAAUCAAGCAGGAGAGAACAUAUUAACUGUUAUACGUACAAGGGGUAUUGAUUCUAUGGCUCCACCUGAACAAAGAUUUCGAUCUGCUCUGUUUGCAGUCAACAGUUCUCAUCAUCUGUUAUCAUUUUUAUCACGUAUAGUUCCAAGUCCUGAUUGGUGUACAGGUUUAUCAAGAGUAGAUAUAUGUCUGCCAAACUGUUCAUGGCCGUUAAAGAUGCAAUUUCGUUUAGAGCCAUGGGAUGCUGGCGUUAUGACUGGAAAUACAUAUAUUCCAAUUGAAACUUCUGAAAGGUUAAGAGAACCCAAGCCAAUGUGUCCAAUUACACCUGAUCUACGACCAAAUACUCCUUUCACUGUUUUAACUGAUUACGUAUCUCUGCCAAACUCGGAUUCAUUCAAUUUACCUAAUCUACAUUCAAGUGGUUCAAAUACAUUUAGAAAUCCUAAUUUAGGUUUACCAAUGUCAGAUCAAAUGAAUCUAUUAAAUAUUCCAUCCACCAGUGGACGAAUGCGUAGACAAUUUGCACGACUUGGCACUGUUGAACUGGAGUUAUUACGCAUAAACGAGCAUGAAUCUUGUGCUACUGAAGUACUUCAGGAAGAUCAAGCUAUAUCAAAAACAUCAAAUUUCCCUCGACGUGAUUCGUAUGGAGGAACUGUUGACACGCAAAGUGGUACAACACAGAGUGAUGGCAGAAGAGCAACAAAUGAUUUGCUAGUGGCACGAUGUCAUCUAAGUGAAUGGUCACCAUGGAGUCCAUGCACUCAAGUUGAUUUAGAUACUUGUUCUACUAGUGAGGCUAAAUCAUUCUGGACCAAUACACCACCUCGUAUGUGGCGAACGAGACAUAGCAUAAGUCAGUCAAAUGAUGAAGACUGUUUAACUGCUAAAUUAAAGGAGGAGAAAGCUUGUGAUAUGCCUACAGCUAAACAAACCUGUGGACCAAUUCCAGUUAGCACACCACAGACAAGAAUGAAUUUUAUGGAUAGUUGUAGCAAAUUACCUUGGGGUCCAUGGUCUUCAUGUAUUAACGCUACAUGUACACGUCCAGGGAUGAUUUACCGAUGGAGACGGUUUCCUGAUCAAUCAUCUAAAGUAGCAUGUGAAAGGCAUCCUUUGGCUAGUCAAGUAGAUACAUGUUGGCCACCAUUAAAUUUGAAAUGUUCCGUAUCAGAAUUGCAAACAGCCUGUCUAGAAGAACCACCUACUCCACAAAGAUUAUGUGUUAGACCAUUGAACACAACAAAACGAUACUACUAUUCUUCAGCGACAAAACAAUGCAAAGAAUUUGAAUAUGUUCCGGAAUGUCAUCUUCGAGCACUGGUUGCAAAUCAUCCCAUUAGUUUAACUAGAAAUGUUUUCAAAGAUCGAAACAAUUGUGAACAACUGUGUACAAACAAGCAAAUUCAAGCAGAUGCUGUUUGGAGUCCGAUUGUUAAAAGAGAAACCGAAAAGUCCCAGUACAAAUGUGAAAAGUCACUAGUUAAAGGUUCUUUUUGUUAUUCAGGUAAAAAAUCUCAUCGUUGGUAUUAUGAUAAACAAUCAAAUCGAUGUAUUUCAUUUGAAUAUCUGGGUUGCUAUGGGAAUGAAAACAAUUUCAGAACAGAAUAUGAAUGUAGAAGUCAAUGUGUAUACCGUGAUAAUGCUACAAACAAUUUAGACCAAUUCAAUGUAACAACCAACAUUAAUCAAACAACAUACUACUCUAAUAAUUCACAUGAGAAAUGGCUUCAAAUGCCACAAGAAUGUCGUUAUACACAAUGGACAAAUUGGUCAAGUUGCAGUGCUACAUGUGGACCAGGAAUUAGGACACGUGUACGUGAAAGAAUUUUAUCACCAUCAUCAUCAUCAUCAGAGAACUGUCAACAAAUAUUACCAGAACUUAAACAACAAACAACUUGUCUACUUAAAGUCUGUUAAUUGAUAAUGAUAAAAUUAAUCAUUUCCGAGUUUGUUUGUUUGUUUGUUCAUUUUCCUUAUACAUUGGUUAAGUUAUUUUUCACACACACUUAUUCAUUACAAAUGAUCAAGAAAUACAAUUUCAAUAAGCAAAAACAAAUAAUAAUAAAAAUGGAUACUUUCUCACUGAUAACUUUCCAAGCAAACUGUCACUUAUUGACUGUUGGUUAUUAUUUUCAAACUUUAUAGAUGAUGAUCAAUAUUAUUUGUGAAUCUUUGCAUUCCAUUAUCAUUUAUUUAGUAUUUAACUUCAAUGAUUCUCUUUUAUUCAUUUUAAAAAUUAUUAGUCUUGUUCUUGUUAUUAUUGUUAGUGUAUUGCAAAAAAAAACAAAUAUUUCG